This is a messenger RNA of Hypoxylon fragiforme, 2337 nucleotides long. RefSeq names its product tRNA synthetases class I (M)-domain-containing protein. Gene Ontology annotation, molecular function: ATP binding; methionine-tRNA ligase activity. Lineage: Eukaryota; Fungi; Ascomycota; Sordariomycetes; Xylariales; Hypoxylaceae. Gene Ontology annotation, biological process: methionyl-tRNA aminoacylation. The record is from RefSeq and is a predicted model, not a curated record. Bases 146 to 1954 code for a protein of 602 amino acids. The transcript has 3 exons.
AUUUUACUUAGGUCAUAUUUUAACUUAAACUAGGUGGGUGGGUUACCACUGCAAAACUGGAUUCAUGUAAUUCCAUCUACUUUAUAAUUAAUUUAUACCAGUGACAUGACUUUCCAACCAUCAAGAAUCCUUCGCUGUUACAGUCAUGAGUACUUGCUGGGAAUUUCUCAGUCGGCAAAGAAUUUGGACUAUUAGAAAUGUGUCAAGAUUGCGUAAUAGUUCGAUAUGCCAUUCAUGCAAGAGUGUUCAAGCACGGCGCAAGUUACAUAUCAGCAGCGAUGGCACUCUCGAGAUUAAGGUCAAGCCGUACUAUGUGACAACGCCCAUAUUUUAUGUCAAUGCUACUCCUCACAUUGGCCACUUAUAUAGCAUGGUACUAGCCGAUGUCCUCAAGAGAUGGGAGGUCCUGAGAGGAAGUAGACAAGCUAUCUUGAGCACUGGCACGGACGAGCAUGGAAUGAAGGUCCAACGCGCUGCAGAACUACAGGAUAUUCCACCAAAAGCGCUAUGCGAUACCAAUUCCGAUUCGUUCAAGGCCCUAGCAAAGAGGGCGAACAUUUCGAACGAUCACUUCAUCCGAACCACCGACCCACAGCACCGAGAGGCGGUUGAAUAUUUUUGGGCGCGUCUGAAAGAGAGCGGGCACAUCUACGAGACGACACACAGAGGAUGGUACUGCGUUAGCGACGAGACAUAUUAUCCAGAUUCUAUGGUGGAACAUCGGGUUUCAUCCGUGACUGGUAAUAGUUUCAUGGCCUCGAUAGAGACGGGCAACGCCGUGGAGAUGACGGAGGAAAAGAACUACCACUUCCGGCUCACAAGCUUCCGAGAUAGGCUCUUACAAUUCUACGAGGCAAACCCAGGGUGGAUUGUUCCCUCCAAUCGAUACGCCGAGGUCAAGAGCUGGGUUGAGAAUAACCUAGAGGAUUUGUCUAUAUCCCGACCGGCCGGUCGUCUUUCCUGGGGCAUCCCCGUGCCAGAUGACCCUGAACAGACUAUCUAUGUCUGGGUUGAUGCCUUGGUAAAUUACCUAACAGCAGCUGGAUAUCCUGUAUGGGCUCCCCGCUCUGAACGUGACCAAGGCUGGCCAGCUGACACGCACGUGGUCGGGAAAGAUAUCAUUCGUUUUCAUGCCGUGUAUUGGCCUGCGCUACUCAUGGCGUUAGAUAUCCCUCUGCCAAAACGCAUCCUCUGUCACGGCCAUUGGUUAAUGAGCCAACUGAAGAUGUCCAAGUCAGUCGGAAACGUGGUCAACCCCUUCUUCGCCAUCGACCGCUGGGGGGUGGAUCCUUUGCGAUAUUUCCUUGUUUACAGCGGCGCUAUGGCGCACGAUUCCGAAUACAAUAACGACUUCAUUGUAGAAAGGUAUAAGAAAGGCUUGCAAACUGGUCUCGGAAAUUUAGUCAACCGUAUCACCCGGCCCAAACAAUGGAAGUUAAGGGAUGCAAUCGUGGCUGUGACUACGGUGCCUAGCGAGGGAUCUGAUCCGUUUGCGAAUCUCACUGUUUCUAUGACUAGUGGGCAACUCAGCAUAUUUACGAAUGCUAUCGACAUACAUAUAGAAGAGCUGGAAUCUCUGGUAAGGACAGUCUCGCAUCACAUGGAUGAGUUGAAUCCUACCCGAGCUUUACAAGAGAUCAUGGCCUGGGUUUUUGAGACAAACAGAUUCAUAGCAACAAUGAAACCGUGGCAUCUGGCUCUUACGGGCGAGAAGGUGCUUCUUGAGCAGAGCAUCUACUACGCGGGAGAAUCGCUACGCAUAAUAGGCAUCCUAUUACAGCCUUUCAUACCGGAGAAGGCAGCCAUGGUCCUAGACAGACUCGGCGUCAGUCCCGACAGAAGGACGCUGCAAGAUGCUAAGUUGCACAAAGACGUCGACUACGGAACCCCGCUAGUAUCGCUGGGCAAAGGCGCACCUAGUAGCUUGUUUCCGCCGCUGGCCGUUGAGGAUUAGUUAAUAGAUGCAAACGAAGUUGUAUGAAAGAAUAAAAAAGAAAUUUAAAAGAAAAAUAGAUUCGUGGAUGAAUCUAGGUUCAACGUCCAUUCACGACGAUGUAGUCAUGCUACUAACGUCGAAGACACUGCUAUCUAAGCCGAGGAGGUUGUAUAUCUUUAUAUAUAUUAUACCAGAGUUGCUUUAUAUUGUGAUGACCAGACACCAGUACACACUUCUGUUUUAUUUCUAUCAACUUUUCAAUUCAGCGUACGCCGAGAAGCAUUCAGCAAUGUACCUAGUAGCUGCUGGUAGCUUUCUUCGUAAUGGCGGUGCCGUCACGUCGAACUCGCUCGAACUCACUACUUCGUGGUCAUUUAUUGGAAUGGCGUUAUAUACCUAGG